AUGAUAUCUAUCUAUCUAUCUAUCUAUCUAUCUAUCUAUCUAUCCCUUUCUCUAUCUAUCUAUCUAUCUAUCUAUCUAUCUAUCCCUGUUCAUUAUAUGUGCUUACGCAUAUAUCUGUUUUUGUAUAUCAACGUUAAUUUCGUCAAUUUUCUUCGUAAAGCAUCGUUACUUGUUGUCCGAGGCGGCACAAUCGAUCGUUUUCUUUUGCGUGGCAUCCGUUAUGAGAUUUUUAUGACAUCGCCACAAAUUGUUUUUCUCUUUUCGUUUCUUCACCAAAGGCAAUCUAUCUAUCUAUCUAUCUAUCUAUCUAUCUAUCUAUCUAUCUAUCUAUCUCAGCCUGUUCAUAUCUAUCUCUCAUCUUUUUAUGUCAAUCUAUCUAUCUUGUCUAUUGAUAUCUAUCUAUCUAUCUAUCUAUUUAUCUAUUUCUAUCUAUCUAUCUAUUUUCAUUCUAUUCUAUUUACUAUCCCCUUUCCAUUCUUCAUCUAUAUCCUGUCUGUUCUAUCUAUCUAUCUAUCUAUCUAUCUAUCUAUUUCAGUCUUUUUUCAUUCUAUUCAUAUUUACCUAUCCUGUAUCUAUCUAUCUAUCUAUCUAUCUAUCUAUCUAUCUAUCUAUCUAUCUAAUCUAAUCGUGUCUAUGUAUUUAUCCUAUUCAUAUCUAUCUAUCUAUCUAUCUAUCUAUCUAUCUAUCUAUCUAUCUAUUUCCAGUCUGUUUCUAUCUACCUACCUAUCUAGCUUUCCAUUCUAUUCAUAUCUACCUAUCCUGUCUGUUCAUAUCUAUCUAUCUAUCUAUCUAUCUAUCUAUCUAUCUAUCUAUUGA
Messenger RNA from Acanthosepion pharaonis, 816 nucleotides. The record is from the annotation of a GenBank genome assembly. NCBI's taxonomy places the organism in Eukaryota, Metazoa, Mollusca, Cephalopoda, Sepiida, Sepiidae.